Molecule: messenger RNA, 2729 nt
Organism: Chelmon rostratus (copperband butterflyfish)
Lineage: Eukaryota; Metazoa; Chordata; Actinopteri; Chaetodontiformes; Chaetodontidae
Gene: lsr
Product: lipolysis stimulated lipoprotein receptor
Exons: 11
Coding region: 177-2045 (622 amino acids)
Biological process (GO): establishment of blood-brain barrier; tricellular tight junction assembly
Cellular component (GO): tricellular tight junction; plasma membrane
Source: RefSeq, a predicted model, not a curated record
UUCAGGUACUCCCCCGCGCCUCCAACUCACAAAGACACAAAAUGGAGCUGGAGCUACCUGGCUGAGGAAAAGUACAGUUCCGCUCUUUAUUAUGCACAAACUGGAGUUUUGAGCGCGUAUUUUAUGAAAUAAUAAUAAGCUGAGUCGACUGAGAACCCGAGAAGAGAGGAUUAAAAAUGCUGUGGACGUUAAUCAUUGCCGCUUUAAUGGCAGCAGAGUCCGCGAUGGCCAUCUCGGUCCAGUGCCCCACAAAGAAGUACGUCGUCAUCCUCUUCCAGCCCGUCACCCUCGCCUGCAACUACCAGACGACCGACACUCAGACUGCCAUUGUCGUGUGGAAGUAUAAAUCGUACUGCCGGGAUCCCAUCCAGGCUGCACUGAAUCCCAGCAGUGCAGACAACAUCCUGUCACAGAACAACCCCAACUACGACCCCAACAUCGAGUGCGCCGACAACCAGAGGACGGUGCGCAUCGUGGCCUCCAAGCAAGCCAACUCCGUGACGCUCAGCGGGGAUUACCAGGGCCGCAAGAUCAGCAUCAUAAACAAUGCAGACCUGAAUAUCGCGCAGACGGCGUGGGGCGACAGCGGCGUCUACUUUUGCACUGUGACCUCUGCCCGGGACCUCUCAGGGGAUGGUGAAGAUUACACAGAAUUAAUUGUACUGGAGAGAAAGUCAAAUACUACUGACCUCCUGCCUGGCAUUGACUUACUGGUUAUGGAAGACUGGCUCCUGGUUGUCUUGGUGGUUCUGGGCUUCCUGCUGCUGCUGCUCCUGAUUGGGAUCUGCUGGUGUCAGUGCUGUCCACACACCUGCUGCUGCUACAUCAGCUGCCCCUGCUGCCCCGACCGCUGCUGCUGCCCGCGAGCAUUGUACGAGGCAGGAAAAGCGGUGAAGAAAGGUGUGCCCAGUCAUUAUGCGCCCACCCUGUAUGCUCCCAGCAUGUACGCUCAGCCGGCAUACAGCGGCCCACUAAUGAACCAGCCCGGUAUGCCCCUGCUUCCUCUACCCAACGGAGCUGGAGGCGUGCCCCCACACAACGGCUACGGUCUAGAAUAUGACGCGGCCAGCUCAGUUGGACAGGGCUCCCAGGUGCCUCUGCUGCAUGACCCAGAUGUUGGAGGAGACCACACUCGCAGUGGGUAUCGUAUCCAGGUGGACCCGGAUGGGAACGCCACACGUGCCAUUUACUAUAUGGAGAAGGAGCUUUCUAAAUUGGACCCGUCCAGACCUGCUAACUACAACCGCUUGGAUAACAUGAGUGAAGUCUCCUCCUUGCAUGAUAGCUUGGAGCCUCGAGGUCGUGGGGGUCGUUCCCAGCCGCCACCUCUGGCCACGGUCUAUGACCAGGAUGAAGCCAUGAGCACCAUCAGCAGUGUUUCCCAGCAAGGUCGCCGCCGUGAUGACUACCCGCGCCGCGGCGGAGGACACAUGGGGGAGCGUGCACGCGCCCGCUCCAUGGACAACCUUGACGACAUCGGACGCCGCUACGGCCGAGAUGAUUAUUCAGCGCCCCGGCGCCCCGAUGAGCCCAGAGGCAGGAGAGGCUCGGAUGACGGGUGGAGCAGCAGCGCCCGCAGCGGAUACGACUUCGACGACCGCAGGCGUCGUGACUACUCCCCCGAUGAUCGCCGGAGAGGAGACAGGGGUGGCUACGGCGCCCUCCCAGGGAGACGCAGCCGCAGCCGUGACGAUCUGAUGGAUCUGGAGCGGGGUCACCGGCCUGGCGGCGGCGCCAGGGGCGGCCGGGAUGAUUACGAUGACAGCUUCCUGCGAGAAGCCAUGGAGAGGAAGAAGAUGGGCGAGCAGCAGAGGGCGCGCAGCCGCGAUCGACUGGACAGCGAGAGCGACCGCUCGGAUCGGGGGAGGGCGCCGCGCGGGCCCCCCCCACUUCCUCAGAACCCGCCCUCUGGAUACCCCGGUCGCCAUGACGACUACCCACCCCCUCCACCACCACCGUACAGUGACAACGAAAGUGUGCCAUCUUCAAAGAAAAGCAACCUCCGCAAGAACGGAGCCGUGAGCAGGGAGAGCCUGGUGGUGUGAGCGGCCUGCCCGGCGACGCAGCUCCCAUCCAGGACCGGAUGAUUUCUAACACUGUAAAUAUUAGCAGGUGCACUGCUGAUUUUCAUGUUGCAUCAUUUAGAGGAAAGUUAUCAUGAAUUUAUGCUGAAUGUGUAUGAACGCUUCUCUAACAGGCAUCAGGUGCAUGGAUGAAAUGUGCCUUUUCAUGUAUAAAACAUUGUGGCUGCCACAAGUGCCUUACAGUGUACAGAUUUUUACCUGUAGAUGUGAAAGUCAAGUUGAUAAGUCGUUCUCUGUAAAGGUGUUUGACAUCUUGACGAGUAAACAUUUUCUGAUUGGUUUUAACGUUUUUAUGUAGUUUCAGUUCACCGGUACAGAUGUGGAUGUGUAGGGGUCUAUUGAUUUUUGUGGUGUUUGUCACUUGUGAAAAUUGUUUUUAUAAGAAAAACCAUGUACAUUUAAAGGAACUGACUUUAUCUUUGCUUUUCGUUGUGUCACAUUGUGCUCGGUGUGUUUAGAAACCUGGUGAACAAAAUAGUCUUGGUUAGAAAUAGUGUUUUUUCUUGCCUUUUUUAAAUUUUUUUAACACAAAAUUUCCAUUUUAACCUGCAGUAUAUUGUACAGACGACCAGUCAUACGCUCUGAAAAAUGCAAAUGUUUAUGUGAUGAAACCUAAUUUUACAAUAAAGGUCUCUGUUGUCAGGC